GCUGCAGUGGUUGUCGCCAGUCCCCUAGCUUCACCAUGCCACCCAAGGACGACAAGAAGAAGAAAGAUGCUGGAAAGUCGGCGAAAAAAGACAAAGACCCAGUAAAUAAGUCCGGUGGCAAGGCCAAAAAGAAGAAGUGGUCCAAAGGCAAAGUUCGAGACAAGCUCAACAAUUUAGUUCUGUUUGACAAAGCCACAUACGACAAACUCUGCAAGGAAGUUCCCAACUAUAAGCUUAUUACUCCAGCUGUUGUCUCUGACAGACUAAAGAUCCGUGGCUCCUUGGCCAGGGCAGCCCUUCAGGAGCUGCUUAGUAAAGGAUUUAUCAAGCUGGUUUCGAAGCACAGAGCCCAAGUAAUUUACACAAGAAACACAAAGGGUGGAGAUGCCCCAGCUGCUGGUUAAGAUGCAUAAGCAGGCUAAAUCAGCUGUACAUUUGGGAAAAUAAAACUUUAUUAAAUAAAA
Molecule: messenger RNA, 464 nt
Organism: Acomys russatus (golden spiny mouse)
Lineage: Eukaryota; Metazoa; Chordata; Mammalia; Rodentia; Muridae
Product: 40S ribosomal protein S25-like
Exons: 1
Coding region: 36-404 (122 amino acids)
Cellular component (GO): cytosolic small ribosomal subunit
Molecular function (GO): structural constituent of ribosome
Source: RefSeq, a predicted model, not a curated record